Kogia breviceps (pygmy sperm whale) is the source of this 1401-nucleotide messenger RNA. RefSeq names its product caspase 14 (gene CASP14). Gene Ontology annotation, biological process: positive regulation of neuron apoptotic process; proteolysis. Gene Ontology annotation, molecular function: cysteine-type endopeptidase activity. The record is from RefSeq and is a predicted model, not a curated record. Gene Ontology annotation, cellular component: cytoplasm. Lineage: Eukaryota; Metazoa; Chordata; Mammalia; Artiodactyla; Physeteridae.
AGGUCUCCGGGCUUCAGAGGACGAGCGGAAACGCCUCCAGUUUUCAAAACAAAGAGGAGAAGCGGGAGGCGUGUGAGGCGCGCAGGGCUCAGAUUGGUCCCUCCCGCCCGGUCGCUUCAGCAUCAUUGGGUGACAAUGGAGGGGAGCCCGGGAAUCGGCUGGCGCUCGGGGGCCGACGGUUCGCGGACGCCUCCGAAGAUCCCGCAGGCCAUGGAGGAGCUGCAGAGCCGCUUGCAGGAGACCCUGGACCUUCUAUCCUCGCAGGAGCUGCGCACCUUCCGCGACCACCUCAAGAAGGUGGAGCCGCGCGUGAGCCAGGUGAAGCUGGAGCUGGAGGGCUGCAGCCCGUCGGGGCUGGCCAGGCUCCUCGCCAAGCAGUACUACCCGCCGGCCGCCGCCAAGCGCGUCCUCGUCCAGGUGCUGGAGCAGCUGCCCCGCGCCGACCUGCUGCCGCGCUGGCAGAGCGCCGCCGCCGACGGCCCGGUGAUUCCACGAAAGAUUCCAAAGAGAAGCUAUGACUGUGUGGAAGGUGAAUUGGACCGUUAUGACCUGAGUGGCAGGCGGAAGGCCUUCCUCAUGUGUGUGAAGAGGAACAGGCCAGGCGCUCACCAGGAUGUCCUACUGAUGGAGGACUGGCUUGGCCAAUGCCAGUUCGAAAAUACGUUGUGCAUCGAUCCUGACGAAAUGGAGUUACUUGGAAAAAUAACAUCAUUUCGAGAUGGACUAAAUGAAAUUAAAGAUGACAUUGGCUGUUGCCUUGUUGCUCUUAUGGCCCACGGAGAAGAAGGCUUUAUCAGAAUGAAAGAUGGUGAAAAAGUUAGCCUGGAAGGCAUUUUUGAAAUGUUUAACAAUAAAAAUUGUCCAGCACUUCAAGAGAAACCAAAAAUCUUUAUAAUCCAGGCCUGCAGAGGAGAGAGAAGAGACAGUGGUGUUGAAACGGAUGAUGAACCCAUGGACUCGGAUGACGGAUCAGAGAAGAGAAGGCUGCCUACAUUCAGUGAUUAUUUCAUCAUCUAUCCCACCCAGGCAGAUCAUGUGGCUUUACGGGACCCCCGCACCGGCUCUGUGAUGAUCAAAGCAAUGACCGAAGUCUUUAAACAGUAUGGAAAUAAGUGGCACAUUGCUGACUUCUUCACCAAAGUGAAUAACAGAGUGGUGCACCGUGAAUUUAAUCUUCGUAAUGAACCAAUAAAAGUAUCACUUGUAAUGGAGUCAACUUUAACUAAAUUUGUAUACUUUUGACAUCAGGAAGAUUAAAAAAACAAGGACUGCUUUACAGUAGAGUUUGAAAAGAGCUGUGAGCAUUUGUAGCAUUGUACUAAUGGUUACCAUGUUGCAUUAUUUUUGUUAUUGGUUGUAUUUGUCCAAUUUGUUUUGUAUAUAUAUAUAUAUAUAUAUAUA